AUGGCCGAAGCUGAGCCUGAUGGCGAUGGAAGACGUGAAGUGGGGGACGACGCGGUCUGGUCCCUGUCUUCUGCCAAGCCUGGCAACGGCAUCGAUCAGCUGCGUGACAAUAAUAUGGACACUUAUUGGCAGUCAGACGGCAUGCAGCCACACGUCAUCAACCUUCAGUUCCCCCGCAAGACGACAGUCCACGAGUUGAUGCUGUAUCUGGACUACAAGCUGGAUGAGAGCUACACGCCCAAGAAGAUCGCUAUUCGCAGCGGCAAUACAGUGCACGACCUCAAGGAGAUCCACGUCCAGCAUCUUGCCGAGCCCGACGGGUGGAUCUCGAUGCCGCUGUACACCGACGGCAGCUCCGAGCAGGUUCCACUGCGCACGUUCUUCUUGCAGAUCGCCAUCCUCGCAAUGCACCAGAACGGGCGUGACACUCACGUCCGCCAAGUCAAGAUCUAUGCACCGCGCGAAGCCAGUAGUAUAAACUGGACAGUCGUGGAAGCUGUCACGCCGCAAUUUACGGCAUAUUCCUGCAUCCGCUAG
This is a messenger RNA of Peronospora matthiolae, 537 nucleotides long. NCBI's taxonomy places the organism in Eukaryota, Oomycota, Peronosporomycetes, Peronosporales, Peronosporaceae. The record is from the annotation of a GenBank genome assembly.